Molecule: messenger RNA, 1287 nt
Organism: Dimorphilus gyrociliatus
Lineage: Eukaryota; Metazoa; Annelida; Polychaeta; Dinophilidae
Source: the annotation of a GenBank genome assembly
AGCCGGACCGAAAGCCGCACUUUCCGGACUACUUGCCAAGGCCCCGCGCAUACUCGCAUUAGACGUGCUCAUCUCGUGUUCUCCGCAUAAACCUUCGCAUAUUCCAAAAAAUGGUAAGUUCUUAACUUAGUAAGAGAUGUUGAAACACUUUGAAAAAUUUUGGAGUAUGAGACACAGCCGGUAUCGCUCAUAGGUCUAACGACCAAGGAGUGUUGAAUAUUGUAUUCCGAUACCAAUGUACUAUACUGUCAAAAGCGAAAAUUAUGUUUCAAUUAAGUACGUAAAAUAUUGAAAAGCUGCGAAAAGUAGCCGCGCCUAGAAUGAUAAAUUGAUUUUAGGUAUUAAGAAAGUCAAUACCUGAAUAAAUUGAAGCGAGAAUAAAUUUUUAAACGAGAGUAUGAAUACUCUUCUCAUGACGUCAUAGUGUACAUAAUAGAAUUCUUAUUCAGUCUCUUUUUCUCAAAACAGGCCGAUCAACUCACCGAAGAACAAAUUGCCGAAUUCAAAGAGGCUUUCUCCCUCUUCGAUAAGGAUGGUGAUGGAACGAUCACGACGAAGGAAUUGGGAACGGUUAUGAGAUCUCUCGGACAAAAUCCGACUGAAGCCGAACUGCAGGAUAUGAUAAACGAAGUUGAUGCUGAUGGAAACGGCACUAUCGACUUCCCUGAAUUCCUGACUAUGAUGGCCAGAAAGAUGAAAGAUACUGAUAGUGAGGAAGAAAUCCGAGAGGCUUUCAGGGUCUUCGAUAAGGAUGGCAAUGGCUUCAUCUCAGCUGCCGAAUUACGUCAUGUUAUGACCAACUUGGGUGAGAAGCUAACCGACGAGGAGGUAGAUGAAAUGAUCCGUGAGGCAGAUAUUGACGGUGAUGGUCAAGUAAACUAUGAAGAAUUUGUAAAUAUGAUGAUGUCGAAAUAAGCUGAAGAGGACAAUAUUGAAAUAAGCCAUUCCUAUUUUCAAAUAAUUCGUAACGAUGAUGACGUCCAAGUAAGCGGGGCGCUGCACUCUCAUUCUUUGUAGAUCUGUCUCCUGCAUUGCGGAAGAAAAGCGUUUUAUUUUUAACGUACAAUGUCUGCAACGUAUGGAGUCGUUCGUCGGAGCUACAGCGUCCUUAUUCGUUGGAUCUACGACGAAGCUUUCGCGCCAUUAUAUAAUAGUUCUAUUUCUUUUUUGUAAGAAAAACGUUAAACUAAUCAUUGCUCCGCUUUUCUUUCAUGUAUGAAUUAUAAUCUAUAUCUUUGUCUGUAAAAUAUCACAUACUUUCCAACAAGAUUUUCAUGUUGAUUGUUC